AUGUCUCCCUUGCCCGAGAACGAUCGAGUUCUCAGUGCGACCACGAUGCUGAAGUUCAAGCAGACAUACACCCAUCAGGCACCUCAUGAUCUCCGAAUGGAAGCAGGAGAAGAAGAGGCGUUCCUUCCCAAAUCUAGCCAGAUCCAGGAGCCGCCUCAUGGCCGGCCGUGGGUGGAAUGGGUUCUCGUUUUUCUCCUUGGACUGUCAGUUUUCCUCAAUGUGAUGACUCAGAUUGUGGGACGAGGACAGGAUCUCGAUGAAGUUUGUGCCCUUUAUACCUCACAAACUCCAUCCCCCAUACAGCAAGAUCUCAAAAUAAAAUAUUCCACCGUGCAGUUCGAGGGUUCCUUCUCCAACCCCAACAGCAGCACGUUUCGUCUACCGCCCGGACCCGAAGUCGAUGAAGCAUGGAUGUCACUAGGUGUUCAAAACCAUCACUACAUCGUCCCCGAGCACUUGGGCGAACGCUACGGUCUAAAUCCCGGCGCUGCCAAACUAUCCCCGGAGCUGGGAGGUGGAUUCCCUGUUCUUUUCGAAUUCGAACACCACCUGCACUGUCUGAAUUUACUGCGUCAGUCCACGCACUGGAACUACGGCCACUACGCUGCUGAAGGAAAAGGUGUCUUUGGCACCCCCGAAGAGAUGCAGUACAAGCACGUCAACCAUUGUAUAGAUAUCUUGCGACAGCAACUUAUGUGUCAGCCGGACACGGGGGUGUUUGGUCAAUAUUGGAUCAAGUCAACUGGCGAACUGUUCGUUGAUUUCAAUACCAAGCACAAAUGUAAGAACUUUUGGGAAUUGAAGAACUGGGCCGUAAAUCAUCAGGUGGAUCCUAAGAAAUUAGAGAUUUUGGCUGUGACUCAGAGGCCAGAAGAUGUUGUUUUGGAUGACAUCCCAUAA
Molecule: messenger RNA, 900 nt
Organism: Rhinocladiella mackenziei CBS 650.93
Lineage: Eukaryota; Fungi; Ascomycota; Eurotiomycetes; Chaetothyriales; Herpotrichiellaceae
Exons: 3
Coding region: 1-900 (299 amino acids)
Biological process (GO): mycotoxin biosynthetic process
Source: RefSeq, a predicted model, not a curated record